AUGAAGCGCCAUGUUGUGGCGGUUAAGUUCGUCCACCGUGGCGUUUUAAGAUUCUGGACGUCUUGCGCUAGCCAUAAAAAUUUCUGCUUCAGCAAAGCAACUCAAGUACAGAACUCUGGCGAAUGUGAAACUGAAAGAUCCAAUAGAGGAGGUAAAGCUACCUACAAAGUACAAAUUAUAGCCUGGAUCGCUUUGAUUCGCAAAAUGGCGAUGCCAAGUCUGGAGGCAGCAAACGUAUCCGAAAGCAAGAUCGCAGAGAAACCUGAAGAUGAAAUGCUUUGCAGGAUAAGGCUAUCAAAUGAAGCUCAAUCGCAAAUCUCAAUGGAAAAGCUCAUACCCGAUUGCAAGAAGUUUGUUGUAUCAUACGGAGUUAGGCUAAUUUUGCUAUGGGUAAUCUUCAUCCUCAUGAUGUACUUUCAGGGAAUGUGUAUCAUUUUGAGCGAUUCAUACUAUGAAACUGGAACACCGCCAAUGAAAGAUAGGAUACAUACAUUGGUGGAACCUUCAAAAGAAAUUUUCAAGAUCAGUGUUGCCAAUACAAUGAUUGCAGUCUUGACAGCUUCACUCGGAAUUAGAAUUGUUCUAUUCAUGCCGUUUGUCUUUGCUCUUGAGUUGCUUAUCCGUUUCUUAUUUCUGGAAUCAAUCUUGUAUUUUGUCAGGAGUAUUUUCAUCAUCCUAACCACUGUACCUUGCCCUCAUUCCGACUGUGUCCCUAGUGUGUAUAACACUCACUGGGAAAUGAUACAGGUUAUUGUCCUUUCGUAUACUGGAAUUAAAGACACCUGUACCGAUUUAAUCGUAUCUGGACAUACAAUGAGCACCGUUAUGGUUGGUAUAUUUUUAAUGCAUCAUAGUGGUAGCUAUAUUUUUAACGGUAUCGUUAUAUUAUACAUAAAGGUUAUCCUAUUUUUCAUCAUCGCAUCCAAGUACCAUUAUACCGUUGAUGUAAUGUUUGGUGCCAUAUUAUCCAUGUCUCUUUACUUUGUAUAUUACACUGUUGUUGACCAGUAUGGAACAGCGCAUAUAAAUGGGUUUUCAGAUGGUAAAACAUUGCAUGGGAUUAUUCCUAAGAUCUUUGCAACUGUAGAAAAUAUUCCAGAGAGGAUUCGCCUAGGACAUCAGCUUUCGCAAGUCUACACUUUAACUCAGAGAAGUGAAGUAGAAAUCAAAGAGGAAGACAAGGUUAAGAUUGAGCGCAUCUGUCGUUGUUUUGGUGUAUUGAAUAUAAAGGAAUUACAUCAGCUUUAUAGAGGAAAUAAAGAGUAUAACUUUCAUUACUUUAAAGUUGCUUUAUCAUUCUUAAAACGAAAGAAUGAAACUGCCUAA
Messenger RNA from Theileria equi strain WA, 1326 nucleotides. RefSeq lists its product as hypothetical. Gene Ontology annotation, biological process: ceramide biosynthetic process. The record is from RefSeq and is a predicted model, not a curated record. Bases 1 to 1326 code for a protein of 441 amino acids. Gene Ontology annotation, molecular function: ceramide cholinephosphotransferase activity; sphingomyelin synthase activity. NCBI's taxonomy places the organism in Eukaryota, Apicomplexa, Aconoidasida, Piroplasmida, Theileriidae. Gene Ontology annotation, cellular component: endoplasmic reticulum membrane; Golgi membrane. The transcript has a single exon.